Messenger RNA from Mercenaria mercenaria, 5562 nucleotides. Its product is annotated as fascin-like. The record is from RefSeq and is a predicted model, not a curated record. Gene Ontology annotation, biological process: actin filament bundle assembly; cell migration; establishment or maintenance of cell polarity. The coding region runs from base 197 to 1702 and encodes 501 amino acids. Lineage: Eukaryota; Metazoa; Mollusca; Bivalvia; Venerida; Veneridae. The transcript has 4 exons. Gene Ontology annotation, cellular component: actin cytoskeleton; cytoplasm. Gene Ontology annotation, molecular function: actin filament binding; protein-macromolecule adaptor activity.
CCGAUAACUUCUCGUUGUUCGUUGUCAUUCGUGGAGUAUAAUCACUGUAGCCGCAUCGUUAGAGUGAAGGAAUAACGGUUUCGUGCAACUUUAUUUUGAAAAAAUCCUUUUCUGUUUGUGAUUCGGAGAGUUUACGAAUUUCUUCUUUUUUUUUUUUUCAUUUUAGAGGGCUAUUUUAAUUUUUUGGAAUACAAAAAUGGCAGAGAAUGGGAUGAACGGGCACGAUGUCGCUGUAAACCAGUGGAAGGUUGGACUUAUGAACAGUGAGGGGAAAUAUCUCACGGCAGAAAGUUUUGGCCAUAAAGUCAAUGCAUCAGGUGUAGCUUUGAAGAAAAAACAAAUGUGGAUCUUAGAACAGGAUCCUGCUGAUACGGAAAACUUUAUCUACAUUCGCAGCAGUCAGAACUUUUACAUGACGGCCGACAAAUACGGCGAAGUCAAAGUUGACGUCGAAGCGGAGAACAAAGGUAAAGAUGAGAGAUUUACAGUAGAAUAUUCCUCAGAUGGUAAAUGGGCUUUCAAGAAUGUAACCCAUAGAAAUUACUUAAGCGGACUGGGUGAUCAGGUCAAAUGUUUCAACAGAACCCCCGAAAAGAAUAACUGGUGGAGUAUUCAACUGUACGCCCAUCCCCAAAUCCAUUUACGUAACGUCAAACGAAAACGGUGCGCGAAUCUGAACAUGGACACGUCUGAACUUGAGUGUUCCAAAAACACACCUUGGGGUUCAGAUGCGACUGUUUUGUUGGAAUUCGAUGAAGGGAAAUAUACAUUAAAAUCUUGCGACAACAGAUAUUUGAGCUGCGACGGCCCUUUGGAAGAAGAUGCCAGCGACAAAACGAAGUAUUGUAUGGAAAUGCAUUCCGGGUGUCUCGCUUUCAAAGACUGCAACGGUCGAUACCUUACAGCUGUAGGCAAAGGAACCAUGAAGGGUAAAAACAAAACGAUUACCAAAGAUGAAUUAUUCACGAUAGAUGAUAGUCAUCCACAAUGUCAAAUCAUAUCACACAAUGACAAGAGCGUGUCCGUAAAACAAGGCCUGGACGUAACAGCUAACCAGCCCAAAGAGGAGAUCGGUGAAACUGAGAUAUUCCAGAUGAAGUAUAACAAGGCGUCAGAUACUUGGGCAUUCCGAGCGAGCACUGAGAAAUACUGGGCACUGCAGGACGAUACAGGAACCGUACAGGCCAAACAGGCCGAACCGACCAAAAACUGUUACUUCACAAUUGACUGGCAGGAUGACGGUACUGUCGGAAUUAAAGGUCCUGAUGGAAAAUACCUUUCCAACAAACCCACUGGAAUUCUGUACUCAACAGGCACAGAUUUACAGGACGUAAACAAAUUUAGAAUCCUCGUUACGAAUCUACCACAGCUAGUUCUAAAGAGUGAAUUUGGAUUUGUCGGCACCAAUCCGAAAGAAACCCAGUAUAUAUGUAAUAAAACUAAGUACGAUAUGCUCCAAGUUACACCCGACACUGAUGGCACUUACACAAUCAAAAAUAAAAAUGGGAAGAGCUGGUAUGUGGGAGAUGACAGUAUGGUGUAUCUGGAUGAAAACCGCAGUACAAAGUUCAAGUUUCAGUUUUGUGGUAAUGCCAUGAUGGCUAUCAGAGCCCCUAAUGGCUGUUUUCUGAAAGGAGAACAAAACGGACUAUUCAAAGCAACAGCCGAAGACAUUUCAUCAUCAUCCCUGUGGGAAUUCUGAGGUGCUUGUUUUGGACAAACUUGCUAUUUAUAGCUCAUUGUGCGCUACCCAAGUUUUCUGUAUCAUUAUAUCUGCUGGUAAUCAUACAUGUAAGGUACUGGUUUACUACUUGUACUAAUCAAAAUAGGAAACAUAGUUAUCCAAAAUGGUGGUAAACACCUGGCUUGGAACUUGGAUAUAAAAGCACGGAAUCGUUGUUAAUUUGUUUAUUGUGAUUUCUUUGACUUGGACAAGAUCAUAUUUUGUCAUCUUAUAUAAACUUUAUGAGAGGAGAUAUCUUCAAAAGAAAAAAGUAUUUUGACAGUUUGCAAGAAAAUGAGUUACUGGACAUUUGAAAAAAAUCUUGAAGCAUAAAACCCAGGAUAUAUCACCAAUGACUGUCCUCGUGUAUAAUUGCACAUCAAGAACUUACAUUUUCAGUCAAACAAAAGAUCCAGAUAAACUAGAACAAAUGAUAGUAAACUGGUAGUACACUUAAAAACAAACUUAUUGUUAACUCAGAAAUAGCCAAAAACAGAAAAUUAAUGAACAUUACAAUUCAUAGUCAACUCUGGCAAAACUAUUGUGAGUUUAGAAACCAUAGUACAGGAAAGGAAACCAUGGUGGACUUGGAAACAAACACAUGGUGGACUUGGAAACAAACAUAUGGUAGACUUGGAAACAAACACAUAGUGUCUGGGAAACAAACACAUGGUGAACUUGGAAACAAACACAUGGUGUCUGGAAAACAAACACACAUUGAACUUGGAAACAAACACAUUGUGGAUUGGGAAACAAGCACAUUGUGUCUGGGAAAUAAACACACAUUUAACUUGAAAACAAACACACUGUGUAGUGAGAUAAAUGCUUCAAUAUGACCAUUCCUGUUUGCUUUCGUAUGAUUAUUUUACUGUUGAGAAGUAUUGACUUUGUAACUUGUAACUAUAGGAGUGCAUGGCUGUCAAAGAGACCGUGAUUCAUUUACAUGUCUGUAUGUCUGUCUGUCUGUCUGUCUGACUAACUUGAGCAGUGAGUAUUCUUCAGUGUCCUUAGGUAGUCUAAGGUCAUCAUAUAUUCAGAGAAAUAAACAUAUCUUGACAUCCUUUCAGUAAAAUGUUGAAACUCAAAUAUCUAAAGCAUUAGCUUCUUUCCUAGUAAAAUGUGAACUUUUAACAACAGUGAUCUAUAUUUAUCAAGUUCUGUUCUGUUGCUCAAACUUUAAAAGGAGUUAUUAUCAGGAGUUGUACUAAGGAGACAUUUUGGCUUGCUAAUGUUUGACUUAAAAUAUUUGAUACAUACUGUAGAGAUUAUAUGACAGACAGUAUUCAGACUAUUUGUACUGUAGUUUCAUUUGUUUUGUCUAUCAUUAUGUCUGUUUGUGUGAUGUGCAAAAAGCCUUUAUUUUGCCUUAUAUGUUUUCUGAAUUUAAUUUGCUUUUCGCCAAAUUGUUGCUAUAUUAUGUGUUCAAUACCAGACAUGGUGCGAUUAACUGGAGAAAAUACAUUAUUUGUAUAGCGAAGAUUUAAACAGGCUUUCUGUGAUCACUAUCUUUAUUCACCAUUAGAGGUAUGAAAGUUAUAUCUUUCCAUUUUUAACUACUGUAAUUUGAGACAAUUCUCAGUACAGGGAUAUCUAUAAAAUCUAAUGCAUGCGUACAGUUAAAAAAUUUGAGCCCCGCCAUGAGAAAACCAACAUAGUGGCCUUGCGGCCAGCAUGGAUCAAGACCAGCCUGCCCAUCCGUGCAGUCUGGUCAGGAUCCAUGCUGUUCGUUUUCAAAGUUUUUUUGCAAUUAGAGAAACUGUUAGUGAACAGCAUGGAUCCUGACCAGAAUGCACUGGAUCCAUGCUGGUUGCAAAGCCACUAUGUUGGUUUUCUCAUGGCACGGCUCAUUUAAAUUCUUAAGAACAUUCAUGUUUCCUAUAGUUAUGUUAUACAUAAUAUUAUAUUUGUUAAAUUGAUACAUUUUUUGCUGCUAUACAGUCGAACCUGUAGUAAAGACCACUUUCAAAUAAAGACUGCCUCUGAAUAAAGGUCACCUCCGAAUAAAGGCCACCUCCGAAUAAAGACCACCUCUAAAUAAAGGUCACCUCUGGAUAAAGACCACCUCCGUAUAAAGGCCAACUAUCUUUUUGAUAAACUUCAGUGUAAAUUCAACUGUACUGAGAGAUCACCUAUCAACAAAGUCAAUAUUUUUCAUUUCCCCGAGGAGGGUCUAUACAGACAGGAUUGACUGUAGUUUUUAUCACCUGACCAAAAUUCCAAGUAUUAGCCUGUAAGCCAUGAUGCUUUAUUUUUCUGUUGUUAUAUAACAUGUAUAAUUUGUACUUAUUUAUUAACUCACUCCAUUUACCUUCAUUGCAUUCAGUAGGGACCAUUAAAUCAGACUUUUUAUUAGUCAUCCUUUUUAUUAAAUCACACUUUUUAUUCUUUAAUGAUUUAAGUAUCAGUUACCAUCAAAUUGGACAUACAUUGAUUUUAUUUUAGCAUAAUUCACUAUUAAUGGUAUUCAAUCAAAACAUAGUUAGACUUUAAUUAUCAUGGUAACUAAUAACUGUAAUCUAAAAUCAAAAAGCUGUUGUGUUAGGAAACCACAAUUUACUCAAAAAGUCCAUAAAAUUGUGAUUUUGCGAUUACAGAGGGUAGAAUAUAAUGUGCUGUAUAAAUGCCUACUGUUUUGACCAAUAAUGAUGCUUUAGCAUCGAUCAUUUCUGACAUUUUGCCUUAUUUUAUCAUAACUAUAGUUUGCUUUGACUCAACAAAUUAACAUAGAAGAUGAUUAUAUUAAUGCUAGAUGUUUCAGGGCAGGAAAAACUAUACACCAAGUUCUGACAGAUUUCAGACUAUACUAAGAAAUUCUUAAAUGGACAUGCCUUCAGAUAAAGGUCAAACUAUUUCAGAUAUCAACUUUAUUUCAGUACACAUUUUAUGAGUAUGAUUAUAAAAUUUAAUUACAUCUAAAAUUUCUAAAUAUCUAAACUAUUUGAGUUUUUAUAUAUCUAAAGUACACAAGUUUUUCCAAUAUUACCCAGAAUUUGAGAAACACCUUGAUUGCAAUUAUUAACUAAUAAAAAAUUAAUACUUUCUAAAUGACAUAAGUCUGGAGUUGUGUCCCUUUAACAUAAUGUUAUUUAACCACUUAUUAUUAUUGGGUUUGUUCUUUCAUUUCAAGACUCUUCAAAGCCCUUUUAAUUCAUUUAAAAUUACUGUAAAAUUACAUUCCGCAAUGAUGAGAUCAAGGAUUGGCCACAUUAUCUGAGACACAAACAUUUGUUUCUGUCUGUUCUAGAGAUUUUGGUAGAAUCCAGACAAAGGCACAGAGCAUCAUUUUUUAUGUGUAUUGAUUUUUGGAUGCCUUUAGCAGGAAUCAAUAUUUUACCAUUUAAGAAAAUAGCUUGCUUUGUUUUAUAUCAUUUGAACAGCAGAUGUUAACUAUUGACAGUGAACUAUUGCUAUAUAAUCUAAAUGGCAUUUUCAGUAGUUGCUAUGAAACGAUUUAGAAUUGUGAAAGUAACAUAAAAUCCAAGAAACUGUAGAAAAUUGCAGGAAAAUUCCAAACCUCUAUGUGGAUGUGGCGAGAAAUACCAAAUUGAUUUUUCUAUUGCUGUAUUCUUGUACUUCAGUUUUAAAUACUAUAUACAGUACCUGCAGGGUUGGGUAGCUGCUGUAUAUUUUUAAAUGAUAAAAUCUGGUAUGGCUGCAGUUUCUGCAGGGAGGACCAAGACACAGAAGUUUAUCAAAUUUACAGAUUGCUUCUUAUCAGAAUAACAUGUACAGUUGAGUUUCUCUGAAAUAAUGUGAUGUAUACAUAUUAUUGCAUUUAAGCAAGUCAUAGUUUGUAGCCAUUUUGAGACUGCAUUUUGUAAUUAAAUGCCAAAUAUCUA